Messenger RNA from Dufourea novaeangliae, 1507 nucleotides. Its product is annotated as cytochrome P450 6k1-like. The transcript is spliced from 6 exons. Gene Ontology annotation, molecular function: heme binding; monooxygenase activity; oxidoreductase activity, acting on paired donors, with incorporation or reduction of molecular oxygen. Bases 1 to 1503 code for a protein of 500 amino acids. The record is from RefSeq and is a predicted model, not a curated record. NCBI's taxonomy places the organism in Eukaryota, Metazoa, Arthropoda, Insecta, Hymenoptera, Halictidae.
AUGGCGUUAAUUGCACUUAUUGUGAAUUUUCUUUUUGCUGUUACUGCCAUUUGGGUGAUUUUCUACCUGUAUACGAGAUACAACCAUACCUACUGGAAGAGACUGGGCAUUCCUUCGUUGCGGACACACUGGUUCUAUGGUAAUUUAGAGGAUGGAAUACUGUUUCGAAAAUCUCCAUCAGUUGUAGUUGGUGAAUUACACCUUGAAGCUCCUGAAAGCGACGUGUUAGGAAUCUACAUUCUACAGAAGCCCUUCUUACUGGUGAGAAAUCCGGAACUAAUCAAGCAGAUUUUAGUCAAAGACUUCAAUGUUUUCCCGGAUCGUUUCUUCACCGCUGAAUCCCGUUCCGAUAAGAUCGGUAGUUCGAAUCUGUUCACGAUCAAGAACCCGGAAUGGAGACAGUUGAGGACCAAGAUAACGCCAGUGUUUACAAGUGGAAAAAUGAAAAAGCUAUUUUACUUAAUAAUUGAAACCGCGGAUACGAUGAAGAACUAUUUGCAUGAUGAAUUUUCCGAUGGGACAAAAACGAAGACUAUGUUGAUGAAAGAUGUUACAAUGAAGUACACCACAAAUAUUAUAUCUUCGGUUGCUUUUGGAGUCUGUGUAAAUUCUUUCGAUACUAACAAUAAUGAAUUCUUCCGAAGAGCGCAAAAGGGAUUAAGACAGACGUUUUUUGGUGGCCUCCAGUUAUCCAUUAUGUUCUUCUUCCCGUAUAUUUCGUCGUUUAUGGGCAAAAAAAUAUUAGGUAGUGCGACGGACUACUUACGUAAAGUGUUUUGGGAUUCCAUGGAUAAUAGAGAGAUAACAAAAACCAAAAGAGGGGACUUAAUUGAUUCUCUAAUUGAGCUGAAGAAUAAUAAACAAGAGAACGAUUAUAAGUUGAAGGGUGAUGUCUUGGUAAGUCAAGCAGCUAUUUUCUUCAUUGCUGGUCGCGAAUCCAGCGUGGCCACAAUGUGUUUUGCCUUAUUUGAACUUGCUCGGAACCCAGGUUUACAAAAACGGGCACGAAAUGAAAUUCUCCAGAUAUUGGAAACCCAAGAACUGACUUACGAAAGUAUUCAGAACAUGAAGUACGUUAAUCAAGUAAUUUCAGAAAUUUUAAGAAUGUAUCCGCCAGCUCCAAUUCUGGAUCGAGUGGCCACUUCGAAUUACAAGAUACCUGGUACUGAUAUGAUUAUAGAAAAAGGAACACCAAUAUAUGUGCCUUUGUACGGUCUUCAUCGGGAUCCGAAAUUUUAUUCUACACCGGAUCGUUUCGAUCCCGAUAGAUUUAGCGACGAAAAUAAGGGUAAUAUUAAACAAUGCACAUAUAUGCCUUUCGGAGAAGGUCCCCGAAUUUGUAUCGGUUUACGACUUGGUACAAUGCAGUCUAUCAUGGGAGUAAUCACAGUCCUUAAGGAUUAUGAAGUUUCGUUAGACCCUACAUUUAAGUAUGAAAUCGAGCGCAGUAAUGUUUUCCUUACAGUACCAGACGGAUUUAGAUUAAAUUUAACAAAACUGUAAGAAU